Molecule: messenger RNA, 438 nt
Organism: Iphiclides podalirius (scarce swallowtail)
Lineage: Eukaryota; Metazoa; Arthropoda; Insecta; Lepidoptera; Papilionidae
Source: the annotation of a GenBank genome assembly
AUGGCAAAGUGUGGAGCUUGCGGCCGUUACCUGUCGGCGACAGAUGGCGUCACCUGUGGCAAAUGUGACCUCACAUAUCAUCGAGGUUGUCUUAACCUAUCGGAAAAGGCAAAAAUAUCAACUGCGUGGAUGUGUCCAGCUUGUAAAAGUAAAGUUCCUCGUGCUGGAGACAACUCCAAUACACCGGUAAAGUGUCAGGGUGUCGGGGACAGUAGUCCCAUUCACAAAGAUAUUGAUGUAGACUUGGAAAUACGACUGUUUCGAAAUGAACUCGGUGCGAUGCGCAAUGAGCUAAAGGAGGUAAGAGACAAUGUCUCCAUAUUAAGGGACACAAUCCUCGCGUGCAGUAAAAAUUUAGAGGAAAUCGAUACCACCAAGUUGGAGAAUCGAAUGGAAGAACAGGUGCAUAAGUGCGAGUCGAAGAGACAAUUGGUGAAU